AAGGGCAGGGCGAGGGGAACGUGGUACGAGCAGGAUGAACUAAAUUUGUAUUAGAGAAAAAAGAAGAAGAAAAAAAAAAGAAGCGGGGGCAGUCCAGAGGAAAAAAACUUCCGAAGAAGUACUGAGCGCCAACGGAGACAGAUCGGCUGCACCCCUGCCCAGCCCUGCGCUGCCAACAGCUUUCAGGAUGAGUUUCCUACUCUUCGCGGUCACAGCCCUCCAUGUUCUUAUCCUCAUUUUACUCUUCGUAGCCACCUUGGACAAGUCAUGGUGGGUUCUGCCUAACAGAGAAACAGUGAACAUCUGGAAUGAAUGUCUGAUGGAUAACCAGCACCAGAACUGGACUUGUCACCCGGUGUCUGACAGUAAAUGGCUUCAUGGAGUCCAGGCAUUCAUGGUUUUAAGCCUUCUCUUCUCCAGUUUAGCUUUCAUUAUUUUCAUGUGGCAGCUCUACACGAUGAAGCGGGGAAGCCUGUUUUACGCCACAGGGAUUUUCCAGAUAUUGACUGCUGUUUCUGUGUUCACAGCUGCCUUGAUCUACACUAUUCACGUGGACACGUUCCAGCAGGGUCGAAUGCCCGGUGGCUCUUACGGUCACUGUUUUGUCCUAGCCUGGCUUGCUUUUCCCUUGGCCCUUGUUAGUGGGAUUGUUUACAUCCACCUUCGGAAAAAAGAGUGACUUACAACGAGGGAACUUCUCCGUUCACCUUGGAAGGAGACUUGUGCUCCUUUCAAUUCAGCUAUGCAUUCAUUCUUCGCAGUUUUUGAAAGCACUCAUGGCACGAAAUUCUAUGCAAUGGGUAACUUGAUCUGUGGGGGUUCUUGCAUUAUAAGCACACGGUUUUCUUUUGCAUACAAGUAGUUCUCGACUUAUGACCACAAUUGAGCCCCAAAUUUCUGUUGCCAAGCAAGACCAUUUUUAAAGUGA
Molecule: messenger RNA, 928 nt
Organism: Thamnophis sirtalis
Lineage: Eukaryota; Metazoa; Chordata; Lepidosauria; Squamata; Natricidae
Gene: EMP3
Product: epithelial membrane protein 3 (MAM blood group)
Cellular component (GO): plasma membrane
Source: RefSeq, a predicted model, not a curated record